This is a messenger RNA of Lolium rigidum, 383 nucleotides long. RefSeq lists its product as uncharacterized. The transcript has 4 exons. The record is from RefSeq and is a predicted model, not a curated record. Lineage: Eukaryota; Viridiplantae; Streptophyta; Magnoliopsida; Poales; Poaceae. Bases 48 to 383 code for a protein of 111 amino acids.
CUUGUGUAUUUCAGGCUGUGCAAUUGUGUCUUUCGGAGAGUUCUUAAAUGUUGAUUUCGGGGAAGUUCUAUUUGUACAUAUCUGCAGUCCAUUUUUUGGCACAAAAUAGUUUCGCCGCUUUAUUUUUGUAUGUACAUGUUUAUCUUUCUUUUACAAAGCAUCAAGCGGUUCAACUAUUAACUUUGAGAAGUUUAAUUGAGAUGCAGGUUUGCGCCGCCAUUGACUUCCAGGAGCGCCGUCAUGGACUCUCAGGACCACUGUGCAGCAAGGUCGGUGAGCAGCAGGCUGGUAUUCAUUGUCCAUCUGAUGGAUUCCAGGACAUGUUCAAUUGGGGGAUCCUAAUAUCCCAGGCCUCUUCUCAUACUUGCGACCUCAUCCGCUAG